Molecule: messenger RNA, 608 nt
Organism: Neurospora hispaniola
Lineage: Eukaryota; Fungi; Ascomycota; Sordariomycetes; Sordariales; Sordariaceae
Exons: 1
Coding region: 241-549 (102 amino acids)
Source: RefSeq, a predicted model, not a curated record
CAAGCUGUGAGAUGGUGUUCAGGAUAUGGAAGAAGAGGCGAGAGUACCAGGAUUUCCGCCCGGAUUUGGCUAAUGCUUCCGAGCGAGUCCCCCAAAAGCUGAUACGAAGCGAGCCAUUAUUGAGUACACUCAUCCAACACCAGCGGAACACUUCAAACAAUAGAGUACAGAGCACGAAAGAAGUUCCAAGAUCCCACGACGAUACUGAAGGAUUGCUGUGCAGCAUACAGACUAUCGCAGAUGAAAGGCUUUCGCCUUUUUCUUGUUUCUUUCAUUAUUGUUGGGCCUCUCCUAAUCCUACAUGCUCGUCUUGACAAGAUGGCGGGUCGGUCUGGCGGAUACUUGGAUACCAUGACUAGCUCAAGGCGGUCAUGGUGCGUCUUCAACCGGCCUUCAAAAGGUACCUACCUGCCUUGCAACGAAACGAAACCCCUGAUAAUAUGGUUAAUCCCACCCUGUCAUCGAGACGAUGUGUCUCCCCUCAACUGGCAUUCCCGCAACAUUGUCGCUACCGAAGACGGAAUAGCAUGCCGCGCUUGCUACUCUUGAUCCUCUGUGGCCAGCUGCUCCAAGCCGGCAAUUGGACCUUGCAGUCUUGCUCUAUCACC